Molecule: messenger RNA, 324 nt
Organism: Colletotrichum truncatum
Lineage: Eukaryota; Fungi; Ascomycota; Sordariomycetes; Glomerellales; Glomerellaceae
Source: RefSeq, a predicted model, not a curated record
AUGAAUUUGCACGGUCUCUUCACUUUCGUGUCCCUCAUGGCCGGUGCCUUGGCUGAACAGUACAUCGUCUCGCUCCAUCCAUAUGCAUGCCUUGACAAGUACCUAAACAAACUCAGAGCAGGUGGCACCAUUGAAGUCCUGAGUACAUCGGAACCUCCUGUCGGAUGGUACAACGGCGCUGUCAUCGAGACUACUGAUUAUAACGAAAUAACCCUGAAAGAAGGUUUCCCAGAGGUCCUGUGGGCCGAGGUCAAUGCUAUUGUUACAAUCGAUCCCAUUCGAGGCCCAGAUUUACCAAAGCCGAGCCCCCCAAUUCCCACAUGA